UUGAGUGCCUGACUGCGGACACGCCACACCGGGAAGACAGGAAGAGGACAGAAAAAGGAAACUCGAAAAAAACAAAACAAACAAAUCAAAACAAAGACGAAGAGGAAGAUGGCAGGAGUUUGGAGGUGCACGCUAACCCUGGCGCUAUUGAUGUUUGUGUGUCUCUGGGCAGCUACCGAGGCCGUAGGUGGCGCAAAGAGUCGGCCCAGACCCAAAAGACGACCUCGUAAGAAGCCAAUAGUCGACCCUGUAGAUCUGACGCCUCCUCAGAAGAAUAUAGACAUACAGCAGAUGAUAGGGACGUGGUACUUGCUCAACACUGCUUCCAAAUGUUCCUAUCUCAUCAAUCACGGCACCAAAGUGGAACCGACGGUCAUGACCCUCACACUAGACACCACGUCGGACCAGUCGCUGAUGGUUAGCACCAAGACACGGCAUAAUCAUCAGUGUUGGGAGAUAUUGCAGAUGUACCGUUUGAGCCCCACCCCGGGACGGAUGAUGCUACCAGGACCUCGACCCGAGCUGAACACCGAUAUUGUGAUCGGAGAGACGGACUACAACUCCUAUGCUAUCAUGUAUUAUCAGAAACGAGGCCAGAUCACCAUGAAACUCUACGGCAGGUCGGUUGACAAUCUAUCCGAACCAUUGCUGACCAAGUUUGAGCAACUUGCUGAAAAGCAAGCUUUAGGCCUGGCAUUCCUUUUCCCCUUCCCUACCUACAGUCACUGUGGUAAUGUGGACCAGCAUCACAGAAUUAACUGUGUCCCCACGUGCUAAACCGGCAGAACUCGCAGCAGUGGACAGCCAUUUCUAAGCCUGAUCUACAGCGCUUGGCGUCGCCGAAAUUCAAGCCAAGAGAGAGAGAACAAGUUCAAGGAAAUAUGAAUAAAAACGC
This is a messenger RNA of Hippocampus comes (tiger tail seahorse), 895 nucleotides long. It is a transcript of the gene c8g, whose product is annotated as complement component 8, gamma polypeptide. Gene Ontology annotation, cellular component: blood microparticle; extracellular exosome; membrane attack complex. The record is from RefSeq and is a predicted model, not a curated record. Gene Ontology annotation, molecular function: complement binding. The transcript is spliced from 7 exons. Gene Ontology annotation, biological process: complement activation. NCBI's taxonomy places the organism in Eukaryota, Metazoa, Chordata, Actinopteri, Syngnathiformes, Syngnathidae. The coding region runs from base 109 to 777 and encodes 222 amino acids.